This is a messenger RNA of Brassica oleracea var. oleracea, 1074 nucleotides long. Its product is annotated as putative F-box protein At1g55070. Gene Ontology annotation, molecular function: protein binding. The record is from RefSeq and is a predicted model, not a curated record. NCBI's taxonomy places the organism in Eukaryota, Viridiplantae, Streptophyta, Magnoliopsida, Brassicales, Brassicaceae.
AUGUUCGAGCUCUGGAGGACAAAAGAGAGUACUUUGAUGAGCUCCCUAUUGAUCUUGUCGAAGAUGUCGAUUAAGUCUAUGGCAAAGUGUCGCUGCGUGUCCAAGCUCUGGUGUUCGAUAAUUCGCGGACCAUAUUACAAGGUGUUGUUCCCGACCACCAAACCUCCAGAUCCACCGAGGUUCCUUUUCACCUUGGUCGAACAAGGAAAGUUGUUCUUCUACACCUCAAAAUCCAAAUCCAAUCCAGACGAGGUUACAUCUCUUGUAGCCACUCUUCAUCAUAUGAUGCCCAUCAAAGAUGGGAGGAUGAAACUGCUUGGCCCUGUCAACGGAUUGUUCUGUCAAAAAUAUCUAGGAGAUGAUUCUAUAGUCUUGGUGGUUUCUAAUCCCAUCACAGGAGAGUCUUUCAAGGUCUUGUCUAUAACAUGGGUGUGUGGUGGAAAAGACAUGAAGAAGGAGGAGGACUUGUCUCCUCAGCAUCAAGUUCUCACGUUAGAGAAUGGAGGUAAAGAUCUCUUAUGGAGAAACAUAGACUGUUGCAUUAAAGGUCAGACUGAAAUUGGUCGUAAAGGGCAGUGCAUCAUCAAUGGUGUUUUGUAUUAUCCACCAAGUGUGGACAACAAAAAAAUGAUCGUUUGCUUUGAUGUUAGGUCUGAGAGAUUUGAGUUGAUCUCAUGGAGAUCAUCUAAUCUGAUAAACUACAAGGGUAAACUAGGUGCGGUUGAUGAUAAUGAUGUUGACCACUUUGCGCUGUGGGUUUUAGUGGAACGCGAAUGGUCAAAGCAUGUCUAUGAAAAGUCUCUUCCGUGGAGGACAUUACGUACGGCUUAUGGACAUAUAGUUGGAGUGACUGAUAGAGGUGAAGUUGUAUUCUCCCCAAAGUAUGGAGUAAAAUCUCCUUUCUACAUCUUUUACUACAAUCUGGAGAGCAACAGUGCCGUAAGAGUAAGAGUUGAUGGUCCAGGAUUUGAGUGUUUGAAAUGGAAUCUGUUAUACACGUCUUCAAACUAUGUAGAGGCUGAUAUACAGUUCCAUUUCUACGCACUCAAUGCUUUCUCAGUUGUGUUUUUCUAG